This is a messenger RNA of Zootermopsis nevadensis, 3648 nucleotides long. Its product is annotated as progestin and adipoQ receptor family member 4. The record is from RefSeq and is a predicted model, not a curated record. NCBI's taxonomy places the organism in Eukaryota, Metazoa, Arthropoda, Insecta, Blattodea, Termopsidae. Gene Ontology annotation, cellular component: membrane. Gene Ontology annotation, molecular function: signaling receptor activity.
UACUGUAGCAGUAUGGCCUCCAUUUGUGGUCGUGAGUCCUGUGUUUAGGAGGGACGUGUGUGGUUCCUCGUCGGUACUUCCGGCGUCCCAUCUUAGUAGAAAGCAAACCCAGGCGGCGCGAUGUCUCGUAGAAAUUGUAUUAGGUGACACUAAACCACGCGAAUAAGCAACCCACAUAUUACCUGCCAAAUCAUAAGCCAGUCUUUAUACAGACGUAAAUCAGUUAAAUUUGUCGAAAUGUCAAAUAGUUCAUUUGUUGCUAAGCAUCAUCAUAAAUCUCUACUGCCGGACGGUACCGGCAUCCGGGUGUCGCAUAAAGGAGCUUUUGCCUACGAACAUGUAAAUGACGAGGACCAAAUAUAUAAGGAUUAUGAAGAAGCCGCCAACAGACGUUCAAACGAUAACGAAAGUCCGAAGAAAAAGAGAAAUCUUCUGCAUUUCCGUGACAUGCCUCCUCACCUACAGUUCAAUCCGUACAUCUUUACUGGAUACCGGCCUCUACUGACUUUCUGGGGAAGCAUCAACAGCCUCUUUUAUCUUCACAAUGAAACCAUCAAUAUCCUAACACACGGUAUUCCAAUUGUAUACAUCCUGGUGACUGUACCAGGUUUAAUGCCAUGGGACCAGAUUGAAUCGCACUUCCUCCCAUGGUGUCACAUUAUUGGCGCUGUUAGUCCAUGGAUUGGCAGUUUUGUUUAUCACUUGUUUAUGAACCUGGAGCGUGGAGAGGUUGUCUACUACAAAUUACUGCAACUUGAUAUGCUUGGAAUAUGGAUCAGCCAGAGUUUUGGCGCGCUACCCAUGGUGUACGCCUCUGUGUUCUGCCUGCCCUGGGCAUGCCGUUGGCUCAUCCUCUCUUCCUAUUGCCUGCUCUCCAUAUGGGGGCUCUACAAGGCUCUCACAGCAUGGUCACCAUGGGAACGUAGGCUGUGUUUCCUCCUGCCUUUUGUGAUGCGUGCUGUACUGUGUGGUUUACGUUACUCUCCUCUUGGAGGUGGUGACCCUGCAUCAUUGGUUCAUGUUAUACUGCAGGAUGCAGUGUCUGCACUAGGUGGUGCCAUAGGUGCCAUGCACAUUCCUGAGAAGUGGUUCCCAGGCACAGUGGAUAUGUACCUCAACUCCCAUAACAUCAUGCACGUUCUGGUUGUUAUGGCUGUGUAUUCUAUGCACCAGGCCACAGUCCGGGACUUGUUGUGGAUGGCAAACGUUGACUGCAGAACAGGGCAUCAACCCAUAGACACAUUUGCUGGUUUGCAAGAUGCCACAGAGCUAUGACUUGUGAAAUUUCAGUUGCAUGUGUGCUGGUGGAUGGAGCUCAUACCGAACAGUAAUAUUAUUCUUGAUCUUCUCCAUACACUACUUUAGCGUCUACCGUCAACAACACUGAUAGUUAAAGAAAAAAUAAUAUUUAAAGUCAUCUACACUACAUACAAGACAAGAUGUGUGUAGAUGUGGCUACAAUUUAACAUUCUUCCACUUGUUUUAAUAUUAAUAUUUCACUUCAUAACUUAAAGCAUCAGUCCAUAGCAUAUUUCUACACACUCUGAACUGGUCAAUGUGCAGACACACACCACUAAUGAACAUUAUGUCACCAAGUUUCCAGUCCUCAUUCCUUAAGCCUUCUGCCAACUUAUAUGAAGGCUCACUGUCUUCCACUAUGGACCAUGUCCAAUCUCUUCUAAACUGUUGAAUCAUCUUGGCUCAGCACUUUCCACCAGUAAUUUACUGUUCAUAGAGCUUCUGAGUCAUUUCAGCCGAUCACUGGCUAACUUAUUUGCCAGAACACAAACUUUAGACUAUGAUAGUGCUACAGUAUAUAAAGAGUAGUGGCAGUUCACAGACUCAGAAUCUUAAAAUAAUCAAUAAAUUCUCUGAAAUUAUGGUAAUAUUUUACAAUUAAAAUAAGAUGAUCUUCAAAUCUACUUCAACAAGAAUUUCUAGCUAAUACAAAACACAACAAACUAACUAAAUCCAUGGGGCAGAGUUGUUCUCAAGAAAUUUAUAGUAUGUAUGUCUAGUAAAGAAAUUCUCUACCUUAUAUGGAACCCAAACGUUCAUUACCAUGUUCACAAGAGCCUACCACAGGUCCCUAUCACGAGCUAAAUAAAUCCAUCCCUAUUUCCCUAACAUCCAUUUAAUAUUGUCCCUGAUCUUCCGAGUGAUCUCUUCCUUUCAGCUUUUCCAACUGUGUACACAUUUCUUAUCUCCACCAUGCAUGCUACAUGCCCUUGAUUAAAUAAUCUUAAUAAUAUUUGGAAAGAGUUAUUACAUCAUGCAUGUAGAAAUAAACAUUAAUUACAAAAUUUAAACCAUAAUUAUUAUGGCUGUAAUGAUUAUAUACAAAUAAGUGCAUUACACAGAGAUGCUGAUAUAAUAAAUACACAGACAUCUAAAUAUUAUUAAAUUUUAUUCUCACCUUCGCUAAUAUAAUUGUAUCCAGAUAAAAACAUUAGAUAUUUUCCUGUUGAGUAGAGGACGGUAAUUGCCUUGUAAGCCGAUGCAUGCACACAGAACCAAUUUGAACACAGGCAGUUAUAGACAUUCCAUUGGUUAACUAAAUUAUAUAAACAUACUCCACAUAGGUAAACUGUCUCAUUUAGUAUUACAAUCAGUAUAACAACUAAAAAUUUUGAUUAACUUGUAAGUAUGAUUUGGACAUUAAAAUAAUAGAAUGUUCUGAUCAGUUGUUAGGUAGUUUUAUGCUAUAAUCAGUUAUGUAUUUUUUUAUGUUCUUAUUUAUGCAAAGAACAUCUUAUGGGCCUCUCCAUCCCUGUCUGUUGCAUUUUUUGCAACAAUGGAAUCCAAUGGUUUCCAUUGUUGCAGAAGCCACCUGGAACAAUAACCUACAUGAUCUGCUGUGAAGAACACCUUUGUAAUACCAGCAUACUCCAAUGAGUACAAAUCCUGUAACUCUUUUUCUGGGUGUCAGUCUGUUAAUGUCAUUGCCCUCAAGUAAAAUGAAUGUCUGAAGAGCACUGUGAUUAUACAAUUCCAGGGCAAGAACAUUCAUGUUAACUGUUAGCCCAACUAACAUGGUUAACAUAAAUGCUACACCGCUGUACACUUCAUUUGAUAAUUAUAUAAGAUUUAAAAUCAGUUUCAUUUGGAUAUGCAAUGUAAGUCUCAUGUUUUAUUUAACACAGCAGUCACAUUCACAAAUCAAUGACAGGUUGCAUUUCUUCGGUAGAUCAGAAGAUCAGGGCAAGGGGAGAAGAGGAAGAAGAAAAGGAUACACAGACAAAGUAAAAAGAAGUAGAUAUAUUAACUCCAUUUUUACUUUGAAAAAGUAGACAAUAUCUUUAUUACAGAACUAUAACUAGUCAGUUAACAUACUUACUCCUAGAUUUCAACGCUGCUAGUACCAUAUCCUGACACUGGACCCUAUCCUAAGCAAGUCCAGUUCAUUCACAUCUCCACAGAUUAUUCCUCUAUAACUAAUUUUAUAUUACCAUAUUUUCUUUAUAGUUUAAUUCUACUUAAACUAUUACAUUUAAAAUGAUCUGAAAAUGUUAUCAGUAUAAUAUACAAUAGUCUUAUAAGUUUAUAAUUUAACAAUACAGGUAGUCCUCGAUUUACGCCGGGGAUGCGUUCCUAGACGAACCGGCGUAAACGGAAUCGAAGUAAAUUGAAACUCUUUUAUAAUGUAAA